AUGAGCGAGAGGCCCAGUUUCUCAACUUUGCGGAGCAGCGUGUCUCUAGCGCGCGAAUCACAAGUAGAACAGCUGGCUAAGAAGUUACAGAAGGCUGUCGGACAUACUGUGGAAGAUGUCCCCAAAACUGACAGACACUCUCGCCGCUUCUUGCCAAAGACGGAUCUGGAUCAAAUACUCACCUACAAGUCGUUGGACCUUUUGUUCAGGGAGCUCGUUUGUAUACGAUCUUCCUCCGGAGUCGAUGAUAUUUCACAAGCUAUCACCAGCGAUGCCGCUGACGAACGGGACGGCACCUCCCCUACGUGUGUCGACGAGACCAUCGAGAAAUACAUUUCAGCGACAACAGGUACGCCGUCUCGAACGUCCCUACUUGCGCUAUUCUUGUACCAAGACCGACUCGAGUUGCUUUUGUUAUUCUUGGCUUGGUUAACUUCUGAGAUUGGUCGACCUGAAGCCGAUCUCAAUCGUUUCAUCCCAUCGGAUGUUUCAAUGCCAUUCACAGAGAUCGAGCUAUUUGAACAUCGAGUUCCAGACAGAUACCACGCAUCAAUACUUGAAGAGCAAGCGGUUUUCAAACCAAGAACGAUUCGAAAGCUGCAGCAUCAUAACAUCAGCAGUAGCGAACGCUUGCCCUUUGUGGGCAAGCAGGAAUCAAUCAAGAGCGGCUCUCAAGGACAAGUCGUCAGGGCCGUGAUAUCCCAAAGGCACUGGGAGAUCCAGGAAGACGAAGCCCAGAAGGAGACAAAUUUCGUGCCUGGUAAUCCAAAUAGCACAAAGAUUGUGGCCCUCAAGAUUUUCAAGGCGGUGGAACGUGUGCGCGCUAUGGAUGAGGCUACCGAGGACUUCGACAUUGAGCUGAAGAUCUUGAAGGAACUGAGAAAGCACAAGACCAAGCAUGAGAUGAUCAUGCUGCAUUUGGGUAGUAUAACGGAACUUGAUGAGGUGGGAAGCCCGAUCAGACACGCUCUCAUCUUUGAACUGGCAAAUUACAGUCUAGACGACCUUCUCAAGGACAGAAAUCGCGCCCAGAAGGAGUUACUACCGUCUCGUCUGCUUGGCAGCCUUGUUGACAUCAUCGAAGCAUUAGAAUGCUUGCAUAACAAGCUCGAUACUUUUCAUCUCGACAUAAAACCUGACAACAUCUUGAUUUUCGAGACUCACUCCGGCUCUGGAAGUCGAAAUCAGUAUGAACUUACCUGGAAGCUCAGCGACUUUGGUCUGGCUGGUAAGAAAGCUGCAAAGAAACGAAGGACUGGAUCUGCACAAACUUCGACGGCUACUUCGCGAGGAUCCACCCUACCCGCUACAAGACCAACCGGUCUAUACCAAGCCCCAGAGAUCCAGGAGCCCGAAACUAGUCUCGCAGGUCAGGGCAGUGAUGUCUGGUCUAUGGGCUGUGUAACACUUAUGGUACUUGCGUUCAUUGCUGAUGGUUCAAUGGCAGUGAGGGAGCUCGAGACGUUAUUGAUGGUCAAUUUCUCGGGAGGCGCUGGGAGAGAGCCUCUGUUCUACAUAGGGAGCGACUCAUACCUCUGGGAGAACCGCACCGCACACAUCUGCUGCUAUCUGCCAGACAAGAACCCAGACGUGGGUAUAAUCCCUCACACAGGAGAAAAGCUUAGAGCUGCUCUACAUCCUCUUCUUAUCUAUUGGUCCAACACACUACUGAGGGCAACCUACUAUCGGCGAAUCGAGCAGAGAUUUGUACUAGACUUGCUCCGGUUGAUCUUUGGACGGGUUCUUCGCAUCGAUCGCAAUAAAAGGAUAGGAGCAACUGAGUUGCGUAGUGGACUUGACGAUAUUCAGCAAGACUGGAAAGCGUACGACCUCGCGCCUGGAGACUACGAUAAUCGCGACAUUGCAGAAGUAUUGAAUCUUCCCCAAAGCCGCUCAUCAUCGCCAUCCCAUAGUACUGCGAUGACCCAGAGGCGACCUAGAGACGACGAGCCAACUACACCUCCCGCAUUCUAUACGACUCAUACGCGAGAAGAUACUCUACGAAAGAGAGAAGUAUCGCAUCUCCAAGAACCUCCCCAAAGCCGCCCCUCGCAAGAACACGAAACUAGCCAUCAGGUUCAACCUGACGAGUCGUUGACACAACGGGUGCCAGACGCUCGCCCCGGUAUCUCCGGAACGAUCAUUCUUCCGACGUAUAUCACCAAUGUAAGCAACACUCGCCAGGAUGAUCUGCACAACACUCUGCGAGAAGAAUCGAUUCAAGUGCAAGAUCCAACGGCGCCAACACAAGACCCAGCAGUAGCCAUACCGGAUGAACAGGUCCAGGCUCAGACUGGAACGACGGCACCUACGGAACGGGGGGCAGUGCAAGAUGAGCAGGAGCCCAUACAGGAGCAGACAACCCAGCCGCAAGAAGAGCUUUGCUCUGCAAUCGAGAGAGAUGAUGCUGACCGCGUUCGACUCUUGCUCAGACAAAACCCGGAGUUGUUGGGCCAGCUGUGUCUUCGCGUGGAAAGGUACCCAAUACAAUGGGCCCUGUUCAAAAACGCACAUAACGCUCUCGAUGAGCUUUUCGCCAACGCGUCUCCUGAUAUCAUAAAGAAGGAAUACAGCGGACGAACUGCACUGGAAAUCGCAUUGAGUUCGGGAAAGCCUGCAGCCCUUGACCGUAUCUGGAAGUAUCGCAGCAAGUUCGACUUUCCACGUGAGCUUUACGAAAGGCACAAGAAGGAUCUAGGGUGGGAAGCGAAAGGAAUUGCGGAUGACUUGUUUGGUAUCAAGAAACCGAGGGAAAGUAGGCUGAUGGUAAAAUGGUUUCAAAGGGGAAAGACAUCUAAUUCGCCUGCAUGA
Alternaria infectoria is the source of this 2811-nucleotide messenger RNA. RefSeq lists its product as uncharacterized. Gene Ontology annotation, biological process: peptidyl-threonine phosphorylation; peptidyl-serine phosphorylation. Gene Ontology annotation, molecular function: protein serine/threonine kinase activity; ATP binding. Bases 1 to 2811 code for a protein of 936 amino acids. The record is from RefSeq and is a predicted model, not a curated record. The transcript has a single exon. Lineage: Eukaryota; Fungi; Ascomycota; Dothideomycetes; Pleosporales; Pleosporaceae.